Messenger RNA from Anguilla anguilla (European eel), 3587 nucleotides. It is a transcript of the gene zdhhc1, whose product is annotated as zinc finger DHHC-type containing 1. Gene Ontology annotation, molecular function: protein-cysteine S-palmitoyltransferase activity. The transcript is spliced from 11 exons. Gene Ontology annotation, biological process: protein targeting to membrane; peptidyl-L-cysteine S-palmitoylation. NCBI's taxonomy places the organism in Eukaryota, Metazoa, Chordata, Actinopteri, Anguilliformes, Anguillidae. The record is from RefSeq and is a predicted model, not a curated record. The coding region runs from base 140 to 1858 and encodes 572 amino acids. Gene Ontology annotation, cellular component: Golgi apparatus; endoplasmic reticulum.
CAUGAAGGGAUUCACGCGGAUAGAAGCAGCUAGCUAGCAAAUCAGGCCAAUGAUAGCCGUCUGUCUCCAGAUUUUGAAAUGCCGAAGUGGAAAAGUAAGCGCAUAGCUUACGGUCAUCUCCCUCAUCAGCUCUGAGGAGAUGGACGUCUGCAAUCAGAACCCUAACCGCACAGCCCCUGAGAAUAUAAGCGGGCCUCAGAGGGCGGAGCUACCACUGUGCUCUCGCACCAAUGGCUGGAGCUGGCCGCCACAUCCCUUCCAGUUCCUGGCCUGGCUCCUCUAUCUCUACUUCGCCAUCAUUGGCUUUGGAGUGUUUGUGCCACUGCUACCCUCCCACUGGAUCCCUGCAGGCUACAUCUGCACCGGCGUCAUGUUUGUGUGUCACCUGCUCGUCCACCUGACCGCGGUCUCCAUCGAUCCUGCCGAUCACAACGUCCGAGCCAAGAGCUACAAGGGUCCCGUGCCGGUGUUCGACCGCACCAAGCACGCCCACGUGAUCGAGAACUGCCACUGCUAUCUGUGCGAGGUGGACGUGAGUCCCAAAUCGAAGCACUGCAGCGCGUGUAACAAAUGUGUGGCCAGCUUUGAUCACCACUGCAGGUGGCUCAACAACUGCGUGGGCAGCAGGAAUUACUGGCUUUUCCUCAAUAGUGUGAUUUCUGCACUUCUUGGAAUAUGCCUAGUCGUUGUCAUUGCCAGUUACAUAUUCAUUGAGUUUUUUCUGGAUCCUUCAAAGCUUCGGUCUGACAAGCACUUUCAAGUGAAGAAUGAGACGGUGGUGUGGUUUGUGUUCCUGCCGGUGGCUCCCAUCACCACCGCUGGUCCAGCCAUCCCGGCCCUGGCCGGCGUCACCAUCGCCCUGGGACUGCUGUCCGCCUUGCUGCUGGGGCACCUGCUGUGCUUCCACAUCUACCUCAUGUGGAACAGGCUUAGCACCUACGAGUACAUUGUUCGUCAGCGACAUCGUCAGGACGCCAGGGAUUCGUGCAAAGCGCCUGCCGGACCCGAUUCUGUGCCUCCAAAUAUGAGCCUCGUCAAGGACGUCAGCUAUUCGGGCACGCUGGGCUACACCAAUCCGGAGAUGGAGGUGGAGGACCCCUCCACGAUGGCAGCUCGGGGGGGACCAGAGUUCUAUGGCAACGGCAGCGUGAGGAACUCAUCGGGGAGGACGGCCGAGGAGGAGCCCCUCCCCACUGUCUCCACGGAGCACAAACCGCCCCCCCGCCCACACAAACGCACACAGAAGAAAAAGAAGAAAGUCCACAAAUUUCCUGCGGAGGUGAUCAACGAGCGAUCAACAGAGAGCAGCUCCAGCAGAGCCCCGCCCCCAGAGCCUGACCCCAGUGUGAGUGCGGCUACUGUGGUGGCCUCCCUGAGCCAGCGCCUCCCUUUCCCAGCAUUCCCUCUGCGGGCGUCCCUCCCCCCCCUGGCCCCCGUGCGGGCGGCGGGCCCCCCCGCUGAGUACCACUCUGACUCCGCAGAGUCCAUGGAGGAGAUCCCGGUGGCCCUGGCGCAGCUGGGCAGCGCCGCCCUGGCGGGGCAUCGAGAGCUCGGAGCGUCCUCCUCCCAGCAUGCCCUGCUCCCCGCCCAGCAGCCCCUGCCCUCCCCCCAGCCCCGGACCAAGAGGAAGGCCUCUUCGUCCUCCUCCUCCCUCUCCUCGCGGAAGGCGGGGGACCAGCGCUUCGAGAUGCUGCCCCAGGCCCCCUCCGUGUUCGUCAGCCGGGCCAGCGGCCUCCUGGCCGACCCCAGGGACUACGCCGCGAGCGAGGAGCCCCGCGGCAUGCUGGGAAAACGCAAGCCGGCCAGCAAGAGGAGCCUGGAGGAGCCGGGCUCCGGGACAGGGAGCCCGAUGCCUUAGCCCCCGCGGAGCAGAGGGGUGCUGCUCCACCCGCUCUCCCACUCUGCAGGGCUCCAGCACAGGGCUGCUCAGGUGCUCACCCUGCUGCCGAGGACUGCCAGUGAACGGGAGAGACUGGAAGGCGAAGAACUGGGUUUGGACACAGCCUAUGCAAACACGUCAAGACAGGAGAAAAUGUGUCCGGGGCAUUUUCUCUACCUCUCCAUUUCCAGUUAGGGGGAACCCAUUUUUAAAAUACUGAAAGUUAACCACUACUUCACUUUCUCUUUGCCCAUUUUUUAAUUACUUUCACUUGCACUUAGUUCACUGUAGCAUUGCACCAUUUAUAUAUUUUCUUAGGAAAUGUUUAUUUUAAAUGAUUUUUAAAAAACAAUAUUUAUUCAAUUAUGUUAAAUGCCAAAGGAUAUAUGUACAUGUACAAUAUUUUAAUGAAGAACCUGUGUUGUUACCAGAAACCUUAAUUUUUUAUUAUUGUUUUUUUUUUUUUUCAUGGAGAUGAUGCAAUUUUGUCUACUUGUUGUGCGUCUGUGUUCUGUAUUGCAGUUGUGUAUUCCUUGUUCUGUUCUCUGUCAUGGCGGGCUCUUGGGCCUUGGGCAGUAUCAAACACUGUGGGAUGUUAACUUAACCCCAGCGACUCACCACCUGACUGGACGGCCGUUACGGAGCCGGGCGGGGCUCAAACGCAGGCUUCUCACGCGGAAUCACAAGUGGACCAACCGCCACUAACCGACAUCAGUGAGCCAGUCACUCCGCUGUAUAUCAUUCUACCGUAAUGAGCCAAUCUCCCUUCCGCGUAUAAUAUCCAUUAAGGAGAAGUCAGGGACGUAUUUCAGAAUGAGGCGUGGUGUACUCCGUCUGAAAUCUGUCCUCAGCGUCCUCUACUCCUUCUUCGGAACUCCUCCCAGACGUAUCGAGCUGUCUCCGUUAAUGAAAUUUAUCGGCCUGUGUUCAGAGAGCCAAGCUCUGAGAGGUCUGGCAGCUUCGAGUCGGAGAGAAAGCAGCGAAGGGGAGAUGGUAAAUAAUCAUUUAAGCGCAGUACACACAAGAAGAUAGAACGAGGAUGGUCACUGUCCAAACAAAUAAAGUUUGAUAUAUGCCUAGUAGUAAAUAAAAAAAUAAAGCGCUUUGGAAAGCUGCUCAUAUAGCCAGACCUAACGCAGACGAGAAGAGGUGAGCCACCACUGCCAGAUCUCCCAAACUAAUAACCGUGACGACCGAGCAAAAAGCUUGCAUCGUCUGACCUUAACUGGCCUCCACAGAGCGUAGCCUGUCACUCAAACCAAACAGCUGUGGCCCCCUUCACCUCCACCUCCACCUCCACCUUAACACAAACUGAUGUGUGUUUUUGCACAUUUAUCACAAAUGUUUGAACGGAAGUAGUCAGCCCAGUCCCACAGUGUGUAAAACUUCCCUAUGGCAAUGUUCUUCACUGAGCGACCCACCGUUUGAUCUGAGGUAACUUAAGUCAGCUUGAUUCAUUGUUUUUUUUUUGUUUUUUUUUUAAAGAAAUGAUAUUUGUCCUGAAGUUCCAAACAGACCGUGUCUUAUGAAGGAAGAACCUCAUCUCAGCUUGUGUCAUAAAGAACUAUUAUAAACAUAAACUAUUUUAUUUAUUGAAACUGUCUGUUGUACUUAACAUUUCACAUAAACACUUCAAACCACUAUAUUUUCUACUGUUUAUCCACUUGAACAUACCGAUGAAACCUGUAAUAAAUUUAACCUGGUUAUA